Oncorhynchus masou masou (cherry salmon) is the source of this 597-nucleotide messenger RNA. Its product is annotated as RNA-binding protein 24-like. The transcript has 3 exons. Gene Ontology annotation, biological process: regulation of alternative mRNA splicing, via spliceosome; mRNA stabilization; positive regulation of myotube differentiation. NCBI's taxonomy places the organism in Eukaryota, Metazoa, Chordata, Actinopteri, Salmoniformes, Salmonidae. Gene Ontology annotation, molecular function: mRNA 3'-UTR binding. Gene Ontology annotation, cellular component: cytosol; nucleus. The record is from RefSeq and is a predicted model, not a curated record. The annotation marks the transcript as partial.
CUGAACUGAAGUUGGGAACGAUUGGAAAUCCGCGUCAAACAAGUGUCUGUUCAGUUCCAACGAACCCUAUCUUAAAUUAAUCGUUCUAAAUAACCUGUGCUUUCGCAGAGCUGACUGAUCUCUGUGAGAUUGCAAAACAUUCUCUAUAAAACAUUGUUGCCUACCGUAUACCGCAAAAAUGAUGAUGCACUCGUCUCAGAAGGACACAACCUACACAAAGAUAUUUGUAGGAGGUCUUCCAUACCACACCACGGACUCCAGUCUCAGGAAAUACUUCGAAGUGUUCGGUGAUAUCGACGAGGCUGUUGUUAUAACGGACAGACAGACGGGGAAAUCCAGAGGUUAUGGAUUCGUGACGAUGGCAGACCGGGCGUCUGCGGACCGAGCCUGCAAGGACCCAAACCCCAUCAUCGACGGCCGGAAAGCCAAUGUGAACCUGGCCUACCUGGGGGCCAAGCCCAGGGUCAUGCAGCCAGGUGAGGGGAUGGACACGCUGGCGGAGGGCUGCGCCACGCGUUUAUUUCACAGCUUGGACGACCAAGGUUUCUCAUUUGGUGUUCCUCAAAUCCAUCCAGCGUUCAUCCAGAGGCCUUAUGG